Messenger RNA from Drosophila melanogaster (fruit fly), 872 nucleotides. RefSeq lists its product as uncharacterized. The coding region runs from base 138 to 827 and encodes 229 amino acids. The transcript has 4 exons. NCBI's taxonomy places the organism in Eukaryota, Metazoa, Arthropoda, Insecta, Diptera, Drosophilidae. Gene Ontology annotation, cellular component: extracellular region. The record is from RefSeq and is marked reviewed.
AACACGUGGAGUGUCCAGAUAGUAAAGUGCAAUGAAUCCGGCAAUCGACGAGAUGACCGACUAGUUUCCGUAGUGGUCUUAUCGUCUGGUAGCAGUGGGGUGCAAACAUGGCCCUGACAACUGCAUGACGCAUAUAGAUGGAUUGGAUUGGGGAGAAUUUCCCUUGCUUGGGAUACAAUGUCAUUAGGAGCGAAGCGUACGAUGCUCACAAUGAUCACCGUAGGACUUGGGUAGUUCCAGAGCUAAUCGAAUCGGAUGAACUCUCCCACGAUGCUGAAGAGUACGCAAUUCAUCUGGCUACUUUAAAUAUUCCAGAUCAAAUAUUAUACGAGACAGCUAAAGAUAGAAACAUUCGAGUGGAUCACUUGGACUAUCCCUUAUCGGAGCCGGAAAAUGAUUUCUAUACGGAGAAUAUUUGCGAAUUUAUAAGAAAUGAGUGUGUUUAUUACUGGGCUAGUGAAGGGGCGGCAUCCUAUGGCAUAGCAAAGGAGCGAAGGACGAAAGUCGAACAAUCAUUGGCUGACAAAUUCUCGGCCAUCACGUGGAAAUCAACGACAGAAAUGGGUGUUGGAUGGGCGCCAAAAGAUCGAUCGAAAAAGGGCGGACGAAAGAUAUUGGUAGUGAGGUACAGUCCAGCAGGAAACCAGCCCGGAGAGUACGCAGAAAAUAUAGGAGAUACCGAGUUCUUAGAAUACUUCAAAAUGCCAACAAGAGAGGAUCCCGAUAGAUGGCGCAAUGGUUCGGCUAGAUUAAGUUAUGGUGUAGUAGAUGUGCAAAUUUGUAUUUCCUUACUCGUCCUAACCAUUACCUUUAUAAGGAAAGCAUAAGGAUCCUAUCAAGGUUUGCAAUCCAUAUAAAAAUCAUAAUUGAGU